GCCUUAGUUACCGCGUUCUCCGCCCCUCUUACGGCAUCGCUCUGAGCCAGCUCACUGCCGCUGGCGCGGGCGCCUCCCGACACUGUGGGGCCCCGGUUGCCGCCCCCUCAGGAGCCACCAUGUUGGUGAUACCCCCCGGACUGAGCGAGGAGGAGGAGGCUCUGCAGAAGAAAUUCAACAAACUCAAGAAAAAGAAAAAGGCAUUGCUAGCUUUGAAGAAACAAAGUAGCAACAACACAGCCAGCCAAGGUGGUGUCAAACGCUCACUGUCAGAGCAGCCUGUGGUAGACACAGCCACAGCAACAGAACAGGCAAAGCAGCUAGUGAAGUCAGGAGCCAUCAGUGCCAUCAAGGCUGAAACCAAAAACUCGGGCUUCAAACGUUCUCGAACCCUAGAGGGGAAGUUAAAGGACCCUGAGAAGGGGUCUGUCCCCACUUUCCAGCCAUUCCAGAGGAGCAUAUCUGCUGAUGAUGACCUGCAGGAGUCAUCCAGACGUCCCCAGAGGAAAUCUCUGUAUGAGAGCUUUGUAUCCUCUAGCGAUCGGCUUCGGGAACUGGGGCCAGAUGGAGAAGAAGCAGAGGGCCCAGGAACUGGCGAUGGGCCCCCUCGAAGCUUUGACUGGGGCUAUGAAGAACGUGGUGGUGCCCGCUCCUCAGCCUCCCCUCCCAGAAGCCACAGCCGAGACCGCAGUCAUGAAAGGAACCGGGACAGAGACCGAGACCGGGACAGAGACUGGGACAGAGACCGAGAUCGGGAGCGGGACAGAGACCGGGAGCGGGAGCGGGACCGGGACCGGGAUCGGGAUCGGGAUCGAGAUAGGGACAGGGAUCGAGACCGAGAUAGAGAUCGAGACCGAGACCGAGAAGGCCCUUUCCGCAGGUCAGACUCAUUCCCUGAACGCCGGGCCCCUCGAAAGGGGAACACUCUCUAUGUGUAUGGAGAAGACAUGACGCCCACCCUUCUCCGUGGGGCCUUCUCUCCCUUUGGAAACAUCAUUGACCUCUCCAUGGACCCACCUAGAAACUGUGCCUUCGUCACCUAUGAAAAGAUGGAGUCAGCAGAUCAAGCUGUUGCUGAGCUCAAUGGGACCCAGGUGGAAUCCGUGCAGCUCAAAGUGAACAUAGCCCGCAAACAGCCCAUGUUGGAUGCUGCUACUGGCAAGUCUGUCUGGGGCUCCCUUGGUAAGAAUGGCUUACCCAUAAAAGACAGUGGGCUUCCCUUCUCAUUCCCUUCCCCACAGCCCACCCUCUUUUAUUCCCCUAUACAUCCCUGGGUUUCCUAGAGGUGACAGGUCAGAAUUUGAUGGAGGUUGUGGAUAGAGAAGAGAAUUGCUAGGCUCUCUGUCUGAGGUAGGGGAAAAAGGAGAUAAGAGUAUUGAAAACAACUCCUAAAGCAGUGACUGGAGCAGAGAAGAAAGUUGGAUCCAGAAUCAGGUUAGUGAGGAAAAUGAGCAUCUCAUGCAGCUUGUUCAUUCUGAGCUGAAGUAUAGCAGGCUUUGCAAGAAUUUGAAAUUAAGGAUCUGGAACUCAGGAAUUAGACUCAUCUGCAUCAUAGGGUGUCUACAAAGUGGUAGACUCAUCAAGGAGGCUGAUAAUGAAAAAAAGGUGACCCUGGACUGCCUUGGGAAUUUUUCAAGGAGUAUUAUAGGAACUCCUCAUGCCCCACAUGUUCCCAUCAAUACUGACACAUUACACAUUAGGUUAAAAUUGAGACUGCAGCAAAGGAGAUAGAAGGGUCCAAGGGAUGGGAGCAGGCACCAGAGGCCUUGGGCCACUGAAGCAAAGGACAUAGGCUUCAAGAAGG
This is a messenger RNA of Castor canadensis (American beaver), 1804 nucleotides long. Lineage: Eukaryota; Metazoa; Chordata; Mammalia; Rodentia; Castoridae. The record is from RefSeq and is a predicted model, not a curated record.